AUGUCCACCAAACACACAUCUCCCGCUGUGCCUCGAGCCAAGGUGAUGAGCGCCACCGAGCUCAUCGGCAACACACCCCUCGUUCGUCUGAACAAGAUCCCCCAGAGUCUAGGAAUUGAGGCCGAAGUCUACGUAAAGGUCGAAUUUGUCAAUGCAGGCGGCAGUGUCAAGGAUCGUAUUGCCCUGCGGAUGAUCGAGCAGGCAGAGCAGUCGGGGAGAAUAAAGCCUGGGGAUACUCUUAUUGAACCCACCAGUGGAAACACUGGAAUUGGGUUGGCGCUCGUGGGCGCGAUUAAGGGAUACAAGACGAUCAUUACGCUCCCCGAGAAGAUGUCCUCCGAGAAAGUCGCAGUCCUUCGUGCACUUGGCGCUACCAUCAUCCGCACACCAACUCAAGCCGCUUUCGACUCGCCAGAAUCGCAUAUUGGUGUAGCCAGAAGACUGCUGAAUGAGAUCCCCAAUUCACAUAUCUUAGAUCAGUACACGAAUAAAGACAACCCAUUGGCUCACGAGCAUGGUACUGCAGAGGAGAUCUGGUCCCAGAGCGAGGGAAAGAUCACAGCCAUCGUGGCGGGCCGCCGGAACUGGAGGAACCAUUACUGGCCUGUCGAGGGGAUUGAAGAAGGUGUCAAAGAGCUCGGUCUUGGCAAAGGCGAUACUGUCGUGGUCGUCUUGCCAGACAGCAUAAGAAGUUAUCUGAGUAAAUUCGCAGACGACGAUUGGCUGGCAGCCAACGAUCUGCUCCCACCAAGCCCCCCUACAACGUCACCCCCUUCGCCCGUCCUCGAGUCUUCGUCAGCGAAGAAAGACCCAUAUCACGGUGCCACUAUCGAGUCCCUCCGUCUCAAGCCCGUAACCACCGUGCUAGCUAAUACACCCUGCUCAGAAGCAGUGGAGACGAUGAGGGAGAAGGGCUUUGACCAAUUGCCAGUUCUUGCUCCUACCGGGGGGAAACUUGUCGGUCUCGUCACUCUCGGCAAUCUGCUUUCUUGGAUCAGCCGCGGCCGCGCAACAGGAAAAUCACCCGUCUCAGACGUUAUGUUUGACUUCUCCUCCAUCCCCGAAGUCGUCACCGAUCCGAAGGACAUCUCCCACCUCUCCCAAGCCCCUAAGACGAAUGGGCUUGAAGAAAGCGACAACGGGAAGAAACAGAAGACGCCGAAGAGGAAGUUUGUGCAAAUCACGAUGGAUACACCACUUUCUGCGUUGAGUAAGUUCUUUGAGUGGAAUAGCUCGGCUGUUGUUACGGAGAAGGUUGGAGGGAUGCAAGGAGGGCUGUCGAAGCCGGUGGCCGUUGUUACCAAGGUUGAUUUGCUGAGCUGGAUGGUUAAGCAGCAUUCUAUUUAG
Molecule: messenger RNA, 1347 nt
Organism: Drepanopeziza brunnea f. sp. 'multigermtubi' MB_m1
Lineage: Eukaryota; Fungi; Ascomycota; Leotiomycetes; Helotiales; Drepanopezizaceae
Source: RefSeq, a predicted model, not a curated record